CACCAAUCGUACUGUUUAGCCUCCGCUUUUAAGACCAAGAACCUCCACGAUGAAGGUUGCUACCCACUCCAUAUCCACGAUCUUUGUGUKGUUCGCUGUCUCGGCCGCGGUCAUCUGCUGUAGCGCUAAAAAAAACAGAAACGCCCCCCACAUCCACAAGGGACUCCUCAAGCCUUAUGAGGCGGGUCCGUUUAKGGCCAUCGAGCUGACCGACGGCSACGAAAAGAUCCUGGACAACGGGAAACCGAUCAUGACGCAGAUCUCAGAGGGUGAUGGUCUCGAAGGAACCUCGAUCUGUGUGCAGGACGUUGARGCACCCAAGGUGCGUUGCGUUCAAGUUGAUUGGAUCGGAUUGGAUUACCCKAUGUUCGUGUCGUCAGCACCGUAUCGCAUUCGUGUGGAUCGGCACAAACUCUGAAACAAAAGUAACGAAAAUAUUCAAGUUGUAUAACAGCAACUCGUCGAAAAUGUUUUGGAGAAUUYCAUUGUCCCCACGACACUCAAACGAACGCAACCGGAUUUCUUAUUGAAUGCAAGCAAUGCUCGCGUUUCAUCCAUCAUUUUCACUGACACAAACAGUUUUCGCGCUUCAUCGAUUCAUUCAUUCAUUAAAAUUCCAAAACAAAUGUUGUCUUGUAUCCCAGGAAGCAGUCUGGUCGCAAAUUUUGGAUCUCGACGCCUACAAGGGAAAGGUGCCAAAAGUCAGCAAAUGCGAAAAUUAUGUUGCAAAAUUAAACGAAGACGGCACCUCUACCAUGAAAACCGAGAUGGCGGUGAAGGUUAUUCCCGGAUAUGGAGUGAGUAUUUUGUCUGUUAUUCACACAAAAGCAAACAUCGAUUUCCCUGCMUUGAUAGGCUCUCUGAUCGAACCAGCUAUUCUUCGUUCCCGCUUGAAUUGCAAUGACCUAUCAUUUGGGUAAUUUCCUCACGCCCCGAACACACCAUCUUUCUCUUUGCAUCCCGAACGAUACUGCCAUUGUGGUUUAUUUAAAGUACACCUCUUUUUACGACCAUACGUACGACCCGAGCAAGGGUAGCAUGACCUGGAGACUUGAUUACGACAAGACCAGCGACUUUGACGAUGUUGCCGGGCACUGGCACGUGGAGGACCACCCAACGAAACCCAACUGCWCACGUGUAUUUUACGCAUGCGACAUCAAGCUUAAGGGCUCAGUCCCCGGACCCGUAAUGAACUUUGUCAGUAAGUCUGCUCUUAAGGCCGCGACUGGUUGGGUAAAGAAAGAAAGCGAGAAGAAUCCAACAGCGGAAGUGGGCCUCGCGUUUGUUGACAAGGGCAAGAUGACGGCAGAAGUAGAAUGAAGGACAAAUUCGGAACGAACCAAAAAUUAGAGUCCCGGGUUUUGUUGUGGGUGUUACUUAAACGCCAGCAACUCUUCACGAAAGGUAUUGUUUUACAGAAAUGAAAGCUGCAGUAUUAUGAACAAGCCUAUCAUCUGAUGUCUAUGGGUUGCUAUGGAAGCGGUGUUCUUUCGAAAUUUGAGAGGUUUCCUGCGUAGGGUAUGAUAGAAUUUGUAUACGUAUACAAUGGUACUAGUAAUAAAAUAAUAGAUUUCAUAGUUUGAG
Pseudo-nitzschia multistriata is the source of this 1584-nucleotide messenger RNA. Lineage: Eukaryota; Bacillariophyta; Bacillariophyceae; Bacillariales; Bacillariaceae. The record is from the annotation of a GenBank genome assembly.